Colletotrichum spaethianum is the source of this 555-nucleotide messenger RNA. RefSeq lists its product as uncharacterized. The record is from RefSeq and is a predicted model, not a curated record. NCBI's taxonomy places the organism in Eukaryota, Fungi, Ascomycota, Sordariomycetes, Glomerellales, Glomerellaceae. The transcript has a single exon. Bases 1 to 555 code for a protein of 184 amino acids.
AUGGGCCUCUCGCCGCCCGUGUUUGUAGUCCUCAUUGUCCUCGCAACGAUCGUGCCUCCCCUGACCGCCGGAGCUCUUCUGUCUCGCUUCGUCUGCCGUAACUUCAGAGACGCAGCCGGUGCCGUCGAGCCCAAGCCCCGUCGACGCUGGUUUGGCCUCCGACGCACCAGGUCUAUCGACAGCACCUCAGCCGACAGCCUCGCAACCCGCGCCCAGAGCUACACGGAUUCAUGGCACGACCUCGAGAGCCUGCACACGUACAGGGAUACACCGACGCCCUCGCUCCAGUAUUGUGCUCAGGAUCAGGCCCCGCCGGUGGUAGCACCAGUACCUGCGGCUAUUCGAAUUCAGCCGCCACCGGAGACAUGGCAUCCCUCGAGGGCGAGCCGGCUGACGUGGAGCUUCUCGCCGACGAGGCGGCACCCGAGCGAGCUUCAGAAGUCCCACAGCCGCUCAGGGUUCUCAAAAGACUCGGGUAUGGUCCUAGAGGGUUCAGGGGAGGACGAGGAGCAGAGAGCCCGCGACGAACGAGCGCCGAGACCGGCGAGAGCCUAA